AUGGGCAGCUACGAUGGCGCCGAGACAUGUGUGCUAGUAGGAAGUUUCCUGCUUUCACAAUUACAACACCUUGAUGUCAACAUAGGGCUCUACAGAGACGACGGUCUAGCCAUUUCUAAUGCCGCACCGAGAGACACAGAAAACAUCAAGAAGGAAAUAUGCCAUGUAUUUAACUAAAAUGGACUACGCAUCACAAUUGAAGCCAAUAAACAGAUCAUUAACUUCCUAGACGUCACCUUUAACCUUAACAACAGCACCUACCGGCCCUUCACAAAGCCUAAGGGUGCGUUUCUUUAAAAAAAUCCAAAUCCGGAUUCUUGAAUCCAAAAACGGAUUUUGCGUUUCUUUAAUAAAAUCCGAAAAUGGAUUUUGAAUCUAUAGAAUCCACACUCCGAGUGGAUUCAUUAGAUCAAAUCUAAAUCCGGAUUUUUAGGAUUCAUGAUCCGUGCGUUUCUUUAUUGCACGGAUACAAAAAGCAGUACGUUUGGCAAGCGGUCGUCUUCUUAAAAUCCGCCACAUUCCCGCCAUUUUGUUGUAAAUAUUAGCUGCUGCCGGCCAUGGCGAAUAAACAAGGUGAGUUUUUUGUGUAGUUUCACCGAAAUUUUCCGUCCUGUACGUAUUUUUAUAAAUUUUCCGGAUGUUUGAUGCGUCUUGGCAUCUUUUAUUUCUAUCUACAGGACAAUAUUGGACGCACAGUUUAUCUGCAGGUGAAUAUCCAGAAUAUCAGUGGAACGAAAGCCACGUUCAACCGGGCAUUCAACCUUAUCUUCCUCAGUUCAUGUUUCCACCACCGCAGGCAUCACAGUUCAGCCAUGAAACAGUCAGAUCAGUAUCACCUCAGCCUGGUCCAAGUUUUUCUUCUUUGGAAACAACUGCAGCCACGUUCAGUCAGUCGAGGGAAGGCACCGAAGGCGAAUCGAGAGCUCUUGUACGCUGGUCUAGAGCUGAUGUGCUGUUGUUAAUUUCCUGCUAUGUCGAACGCAGAGAAUGAUUUAAAGAUAUAAACAAAAAGAACAAGUCCCUGUGGGAAGAAAUCAGCGAAGAAUUAAAGAAGAACGGAGUGUUCUUUAAUGCCAAGGCGUGUGAGACGAAAUUGAAAAAACUGAAGAGAAGUUAUGUUGCUUGUGUUGAUCACAACAAAGUCAGCGGAAAUGACCGAAAGAAAUGCAACUUCUAUGACGAACUUCACGAAAUAUUUUCGAAAGAUGAUGCCAUCGCUCCAAAAACAUUGUGCAGCAACAUUGAUGGUAAACGGAGCAAAGAUGCAGUCAAGAGUGUUAAAAAUUCCAGUUCCACAUUGAGUUCCACAGGUAGUGACACAGAGGAGCCUGUGGUUACAAAAGCAAAGAAAAAGAAGUUACCAGAGCGGAAGAAAAGAGAAGACCUCGUUGGGCUCUUUAAGGAAUUUACACAAGACAGGAAAGAGGAAGAAAAGGAAAAGAUUAAAAAGUUUGAAAAUAUGCACAAUGAACGCAUGGCACUCAUGGGCCGAUUUUUGAAUGUUUUUGAAAAAUCAUUGAACAAAGAGUAACCUUGGGCGCUUUCCAUUUACUCAAAAUUUCCGGAAUUUCCGGUUCGGCGGUAAAUGGAACACGUUUCGUCGGUUCGUUCCACUGGAAAAUUCCCAGAAAAAGUGGAAAAUCUAAAAAGGUGGUCCCGUUUUCCCGGUUGGAAUUUCCGAACGGAAUGUCGUGUUCCAUUGACGUUUCUUGUAGUUUGUACCAGUUCCAGGUCCACGGUCGGGCACCCGGCCACGUACCGGGGUUUACGACCAAAUGGAACAACUUUUUACCAAUCGGAAAUUCCACUUUUGCUACCACCGAAAUUUCCGGGUUUUUUUCGUAAAUGGAAAGCGCCCCUUGAUUCCAUAAUUUUUUCUUGUGUUGCAGAACAUGGGAUUAUUUGACCACAAACAUGAACAUAGAUACAGUAAACCUGAGUUUGUUGUCAGUAUUGAGUUAUCUAAAAGUUUAUUAUAUCAUUGUUAACAGUAUUAUUGCAAGUUGUAUGUUUUUUUUAUCACAUAUAUACAAGGAACUACAACAGCAACAUUAGGUGAGAGGGCCUAACUAAACUGGUUUUGAUAUUAUUUAUAUCCUUUACUUUUUUUAGCCUGAUUCUCAGAUGCUUCAGAUCACUUGUGUCACGCACUUCCUCCUUUCUGUGCGUGACACAAGCAACCUGGACUGUCAGAGUAUUAGGCUGUUACAUUUGUGUUGAAAGUUUACAUUUCAAGCAACACCAUAAAUGUUUCAGGUAGUAUAAAGUGAUCCAUGUACAUGGCUCUACUAUUUUCUUAUAUACUUUUAAAAACAAAUAAAAUAUUGAUAUUUAUAGCAAAAAGACUAUUAUACAGUAUAAACUUUAUGAAUGACAUACACCACCUAUGAAAGAAGUGUUCAUGAAAACACCACAGUACAAAAGGUAUCAAUACAUAAACCACUUAUAAAUGCUAGGUUUAUGGGAUCAGUCUCAUUAUCAUGUUUCUCUUAUCAACUGCUCCUACACCUGGUGGAAAGAUGUCAUCAUCAUUGUCAUCAUUGUCAUCAUCAUCAUUAGAGUCAUCUAAAAAAUCAUCGAUGUCAUCUUCAAUAAUGCAAAUGUUGUGUAAGAUGCAAGAGGAUACAAUAAUUUCGGUAUGUCCUCAAUUUUGUCAACAUCCAUCAUUGUUUUUUUAGCUUCCUAAACCUGUUCUUAAAAAGCCCUAUGGACCUCUCAACCACCAUUCUGGUGGAACUGUGGGCAGUAUUGUAACGUCUUUGUUGAGCAGUCAAACGUCCGUUGUCUCGAAAUGGGGUCAACAGCCACCUCUUCAAAGGGAUAUGCUGCGUCUCCCAAAAUGUGGGAGUUGCCAGGAAAAUAAUUGUCUGGGUUCACUUCAACUUCUCGGCAGAUCGGAGAAUUACGAAACACGCGAGCAUCGUGUACUGAACCAGGGUAACCACAGAAAACAUCGGUUAUGAAUAAAUCCGGGUCACAAAUGACUUGUAGUUGGACGGAAAAGAAACCUUUGCGAUUUAUGUAUUGUUCAUGAUUGUUAUGUGGUGCUUUGAUUGGUAUGUGGGUGCCAUCAAUAGCCCCCAAAACACCCGGAAAACCCUUUUUCUCUUCAAAGGCCUCCAUCACCGCUUGGGCUUUUAGACCAGUUGGAAACUUGAUAAACUCAUCCAUUAAGUUCGUCACUAUUGCUUUGCAAACUCGUCUGUAGACUCUGUACGCAGUUGCCCUGCAAACAUCAAAUCGAUCGGCAACAGAGCGUAAACAUUCUGGAUUCCCAAGAAUCCACAGCGUAAUAAGUAUUUGCUUUCUUAACUCGACCGGUGGUCUUCCUCUAUCGCCGGUGUAUUGAGGUAAGUCGCCGUGGACCGAAAGCAAAUGUUCGAGAACUGUAACUGUAUGCCGUGACAUGCGGAAGUGACUUCGGAAGUCCUCCGGUAUGUAACUAGGUACGGUUAUUUCGUAAAAAUUCUUUGUGCGAACGUGUUCUUUUCGGACGAGCUGUCCGGCCGCCAAAAGGAAUAAACUGCUUCGUCAUCGGCUCCUAAAAGAACCUGUUGUUGUUCAAGGUCAUCGGCAAGGACUUCUUCGAACAGUUCAAACAUCAAACCAAAACUUUCCGCCAUUUUGAAAACUCCCCCUCAAAACACGCGAACUGCAUGCUGGGGUCGUUACGGCUAAUUGAAAAAAAAUCCAUUUUCGGAUUUUUCGUGUCUUUAAAAAUAACGAAUCCGCAUGAUCUCGGAUUAAGAAUCCAAUCUUGGAUUUUUUUAAAGAAACGCACCCUAACACCACGCUACAGUACGUCUACGCGAGAGCAACCAUCCACCGAUCACCACAAAGAACAUACCCGCCGGCAUCAUCAGACGGCUAUCAUCCCUUUCGUCAGACAAAGCAUCAUUCGACCAAGCCACCCCCCCCCCCCCCGUACCAAAAAGCACUCGACGAAAGCGGAUACCACUAUACUCUACACUAUGAACCGACUACAACUGCUAAAUGGAGAAACAGACAACGCAACAACAUCCUCUGGUACAACCCCCCGUUCAGCAAAAACGUCAACACCACCAUCGGUCACAGAUUCCUCACCCUAG
Porites lobata is the source of this 4088-nucleotide messenger RNA. Lineage: Eukaryota; Metazoa; Cnidaria; Anthozoa; Scleractinia; Poritidae. The record is from the annotation of a GenBank genome assembly.